AUGGAUUCUGCAGCAGAUUGUUUCAAAAAAGUAGUUCAUAAUGAUGCGAAUGAGAAUUCUGGUAGUGACGAUAGGGACAGUGAGUGUAGUGACAGUGAGAAAAUAGGCUUCAGUCCAAAAAAGGGAGGUAGUGAGGAGGAUGACACCAGUGACAAAGAAGAAGCAGCUGUUAUGCAGAUGCUUAAAGAAGAGGAAUAUAGAGAAAAAGAAGCCAAAGACCUAGAUUACAGUAAUGUUCAUAGAAUCUCGACCACUGUGGGGAGGACACGGCAGACAUCACAAACUAAAGGCGAUGAUUUCAGUGUUCUCCAGCACAAAUGUGAUUCCCGAAGACCUGAAGUAAGAAAACAUUGUGAAUUUCUGGAGAACUUGAGGCUACACAUUUGGACAUUCCUAUCCAGAGCUCAGUAUGUCAGUCUGUUAAAAGACUUCGUUGAGUCUGAGUUCUUUGUGAUAGAUGGGGACUCCUUACUACUUAUGUUUUUAGACAAGGAAACACAAUAUCUAGAGUUUUUCUACCAAAUUGAAUACUUCCUGAAGGAUUUCACUGAAAAAGGAGCAAAAUACAUCAUUGCUUUCUUCAAGGAUGCAGAACAGAUGUACUUUCCAUAUCCUCAUUUUCUUUUUUUACGUACUGCAUUAAUAGAACACCUGAGGCAUAACACAGGCACCACUGUUCAUACUGAAUUUUCCAAUUGUUUAUCAUCCGAUUGGGAGAUUUUCCUGAAGAAAAGCUAUCCUUACUUCAUCAUCAUAUCUGACAUGGGACUGACCACUCUCCAAACAGACUAUUUCUCUGUUUUAAUUGCUCAUUCAUUGUCAAAGAAAAUCAGUGUUGUGCUUGCUUCAGGACAGGAAUAUGAUAUUCUUAGAGUUUAUGGAUACCAUGUUCAGAGUGUGUACCAGCACAGGUCAUUUUUUCAAAAGUAUAAACAAGAGCUGCGAUGUGCCUGUGAAAACCUAGUCAGGUGCAAAGAACCAUUCAUGUACCUAUAUGGACAUCUCAAGCUGAGCCUGGCAAGCAUACAAAAAGAGGUUCACCAGACUGUCUGUCUGUUGAAACAACUGUGGCCUGAAGGAUCUGACAUUCGGCGUGUUGUCUGUGUUCUUGCUUGUGCUGUGGGAUUAAAAAUAUACAGCAACAUGUUAGAAAAUGCAAAUACUUCUGUGGGAGCAAAGAAAAAGCAGUCGGCAAAGGGAAGAAGUAAACCCCUGUCUCCAGAAGAAGCAGCUGACCUCUGUAGAAUGCAAUGUCUUACAGUGACUUUUCUUCUGCAUAUGCCUCUUUCGCAGAGAGCUCGGAUUAGGAUCAUUAAAUCGUGCUGGAGUAAGCAGGUUUUACCAUUAAUAAAAAUGCAACAGUUGUGUAUGCAUUUUGCUCUGAAACGGCUAAGUGAUACAAAUGAUUGGAAACUGGAUUUAACUUACCUCCCUGACUUAAAUGAUGAUUCACUGCACAUAAAUCUUGCACAUUACUAUGAGGUUGAAUGCACUGAAGGUAUUUAUCUUUGUUGAAUAAGUUCAAUAGGGAAAGAAAUGGAGAGUGAAUACCAAUUUUUAUGGGGCACUGUAACAAAGUUGGCUGUGGAAUACAGUAUUGGAGAUGCCUUCCCCAUACGACAGACCACCCAACUAUUUCUUGAACGGGAACAGACGUUAUUUAGAGCCUGUAAAGAAGAAAUUCCUAACAUUGGACUAAUCUCAGUGAAAUCUGAUCUUGUUGAAGAUUAUGCUGGAGAUGUUUUGAAAGAUCUGCCUAUUUUAGAAAGCAAUGAUCCUACAGUUACUUCACUUGUUAAAUAUAAGAAAUUUGAUGAGCUUCGUCACUGGCAUUCUGGCAGACCUUUGACUGAGGACUAUGAGCGAGUAUGGUGCAAUGCUGAUGCAACAUCCAAAGAUCCAGAAGAAAGAAGACAGAUACAAAAGUUACAGACUUUCCGUCAUUUUUAUGGAAGCACUUUGGAAGACAGCACUUCAAAACUUAUCGUACAUCAAGAGGCUGUGUCAAGGAAUGCUAAUGCUGCUGUCAAAAAGACACAAAAAAAGCAUAAAAGUAAAGCGGAAAUAAUUGCAGAGGAAAACAACAGGCGGCUGAAAACUAAAGAAGAAAGUAAAGAACAGGAGCAAUGGAGAGCCUUGAGUAUACCAACUGAAAAGGAAAUAAAAGCUAAUCUGACUGUUGGAAUAAAUAAAUUGGAGACAUUUCUCAAGACCCUUAAAAGUAGAACUGUGAAGUUCAGCGUAGAAAUGACAGGACUGUCUGCCUGUUUAGAAGUGUGGAAGGAACACUGCAGAGAGCAAGGUAGCAAAUCUAGAGAUUUAAGCAAAGCAGUUCAAGUCAUGAGGAGAAUUCACAUCCUUCUUGAAAAGUAUCAAGAUCUCUUGGAGAAAACACAUCAACAGAAGCUGACCAAAUAUCUAAGACUUCUUGGAUUUGAGAAUUUGGCAUGCUCACUAUCUGGCCAGACAAGAGAAAGUAAUGAUCAGAAUACAAGCAACUAUGCUGUUGAAGUGGGUCCGGCUCGCUUUCAGCUACAAUACAUGGAUUAUUACUUGCUCAGAGAAGAGAGGAAUGAUCCAGAUCCCCGAGUGGAACAUUUCAUACCAGACACAUGGCAGCGAGAACUUCUUGAUGCUGUAGACAAUAAUGAGUCCGCAGUGAUUGUCGCGCCCACUUCAUCAGGAAAAACAUAUGCAUCAUACUAUUGCAUGGAAAAAGUUCUGAAAACAAGCAAUGAAGGAGUAGUUGUGUAUGUUGCUCCUACAAAGGCCCUUGUAAACCAAGUGGUGGGAACUAUAUACAGUCGAUUCACUAAGAAACUUCCAGAUGGAUUGGUAGUGUGUGGAGUCUUCACAAGAGAUUAUCGUAAUGAUGCCAUGAAUUCUCAGAUACUAGUGACUGUGCCUCAGUGUUUAGAAAUCUUGAUGCUGUCUCCUCGUUGCCAGAAAUGGGCUAAACGGAUACAAUAUGUUAUAUUUGAUGAGGUCCAUUGUCUUGGCGGUGAAAUUGGAGCAGAGGUUUGGGAGCAUCUUUUGGUAACAAUUCGAUGUCCGUUUUUGGCACUCUCUGCUACUGUCAGUAACCCUGAACACCUAACUGAGUGGUUACAGUCUGUGAAAAGGUAUUGGCAACGUGCUGAGAAGAAAAUAGAAGGAAGCUCUACAAACUCUGAAAAGAGCUUUACAGGAAAAUGUAAAGUGAAAUCUAAAGUACAAGAACAAAAAAAAUCAUACCGUGUUAGACUAGUCUUAUAUGAAGAAAGAUACAAUGAUUUGGAGAAGUACGUGUGUUCUCUAAAGCGUGGUGAUUUUAUCAUUGAACAUUGUCAUCCAUGUGCUGCAUUAACAGUCAGUCACAUUGAGAACUAUGGUUUUCCUUCAGAUCUUUCUCUGUCUCCGCGAGAGACCAUCCAGCUUUAUGACACCAUGGUAAAAGUCUGGCAAAAGUGGCCGAGGGCACAUGAGCUAGAUCCUGAGGAGUUUGUCUCUUUCAAGAAUAAAGUAGUAAUAAAAAAGGCAGAUGUGAGGAAAUACGAACAGGAACUGAAGAAAGAAGUAAGGAAAUGGAUUGUGCAUGGCCAAAGACAGAAGGUGAAUGAGCUACUGGAGCACCUUAAGCCGAAACCUGUGGAUUGCUCAGAACAGGAAAAGUGGAAGCAUUUUGUACGCUUUGUUGAUAAAUUACAUGAGAUGGAUAAGUUGCCUGCCAUAUUUUUUAUAUUUAAUGUGACUUCAGUGGAAGAUGCAGCUAAGAAUGUAUUCCUCAAUUUGCUGAAAAAACAAAAAAACAAACAAGACCCCAAUACUGAGAGGGAAAAAGAACGUUUAAGGGGUGAACUUAGUAAAGUGAAAAAAAUGCUGAUGAAGUUCAACCCUCA
Molecule: messenger RNA, 3878 nt
Organism: Eurypyga helias (sunbittern)
Lineage: Eukaryota; Metazoa; Chordata; Aves; Eurypygiformes; Eurypygidae
Product: probable ATP-dependent RNA helicase DDX60
Exons: 25
Cellular component (GO): cytoplasm
Molecular function (GO): nucleic acid binding; ATP binding
Source: RefSeq, a predicted model, not a curated record